GGGUGGGGCUGGUGGCGCUGUCCGGUGCUGAAGCUCGGCCGGCGCCGCCGCAGGAGCGCUGAGAGCGCAGCAAAAGGAGCUGGCGCCGCCUCGCUAACUACCCCGUCGGUCCUCGCUCCCGCGCGGCCAUGGACUGAGCUCCAACCGGCUGCGGGGAUGGGGCCGCUGCUCCCGCUUUUGCUGCUGUUGCUGCUUCCGCCGCCACUGCCUCGCGCUCUGCCCGCCCCCGCGUCUGCCCGCGGCCGGCAGCUCCCGGGGCGCCUGGGCUGCUUGUUUGAGGAUGGCCUGUGUGGAUCAUCGGAGGCCUGUGUGAACGAUGGUGUGUUUGGAAGAUGCCAGAAGGUUCCAACAAUGGACACAUACCAAUAUGAGAUGUCACCAGGAGUCCUCCUGCACCUGAGGGACACCUUACAGAAGCUCUCCCGUACAGGUUUCACGUGGCAAGAUGACUACACCCAGCAUGUGAUGGCCCAGGAGCUUGCAAACCUCCCCAAGGCCUACCCAUGGCAUAGAGACACGUCCGGCCCAGCCAGGACCUUACAGCAGAAUGCUGAUAACGAAAAGUGGCUCAGCCUGGAGAGCAGAGUGGCCCUGGCCAAGACCCUUCGGCGCUAUCUGCCCUACUUGGGGCUUCUGUCCCAGGCCCCAACUGCGAAUGCACACCCCCGGACAGAACAUGAGACACGCCCGGCCAAGGGUGAGGACUCUUUCCCUGAUAACAUCCUGACCUAUGUGGCUCACACUUCUACACUGACUUAUCCUGCAACCCGGGUUAAGUAUCCUGACAACAUUUUGCGGCCGCUUAGCAGGCUCCAGCCAGAUGAACUCAGCCCUAAGGUAGAUAGCGAUGUGGACAAACAGCAGCUGAUUGCUGCCCUUGGUGCCUACACUGCCCAGAGGCCUCCCGGAGAAAAUGAUCCAGGGCCACAGUACCUUCUACAUAAUCCUGUGAGAUCAUCGAGACCCUUCUCAGCGCCUGCUGCUUCUCAGAGAUGGUCUUUCCCUCCGGGAGAGUCCAAGGAUUCCCUGAGCAUGGGAGAUGACACACUCCUGCGGCGUCUCCUGAAGGAUCUGCAGCAGCAAGUCGAAGUGGACCACCUGGACCCCCUGAAGUUUGAGGAGAUGGCAGACUCAAUUGCUGGAGUCAAACAAAGUGAUCUUGCAGAGGGAAGCCAAGAUAGCCAUGGGAGAGGGGCUGAAGACCAGCCAAGAGAGCAGGCGGAUGCCCCAGAGGCAGUGCUUCAAGAUCACAGGCUAUCAGAGGUGGAUGAUCCAGUGUACAAGGAGGUCAAUCGUCUGAGUGUCCAGCUUGGGGACCUCAUGAAAGACCAGGGGUCACCUCUAUCACCUGAACUUCCCAUUCUGGGAAAGUCCUCCGGAGCAGAGAUCAAGAAGUCUGAGCAGCCUGAGGAGGUCUUGUCAUCAGAAGAGGAGACUGCCGGGGUGGAGCAUGUGAGGAGCCGGACUUACUCCAAAGACCUGAUGGAGAAGAAGCUGUACUCGGAGCCUCAGGCCCAGACACUUGAGAACCAAUUCCAAAACCGAGCUCCAGAGGUGUGGGAGGAGGAGCAAAGCCUCCACGCAGUGGCACAGGGACCCCCUAGUGGAGGCCUUCAACUGGAAGUUCAGCCUUCUGAGGAGGAGCAGCAGGGAUACAUCCUCACAGGAAGCAACCCCCUAAGUCCAGAGAAGGGGAAGCAGCUGAUGGAUGAAGUUGCCCACAUCCUCGGGGUGCCUUCCAGCUUCUUUGCAGACGUCAAAGUUUUGGGGCCAGCAGUGACCUUCAAAGUGAAUGCCAACAUCCAAAAUAUGACAACUGCAGAUGUCACCAAGGCCACAGUUGACAACAAAGACCAGCUGGAGAAGACAUCUGGGUUGACUAUCCUCCAGAGUGGAAUCAGGCCGAAAGGCAAGCUCAAGCUCCUGCCCCAUCAGGAAGAGCAGGAAGAUUCCACCAAGUUCAUUGUGCUCACCUUCCUCUCCAUUGCUUGCAUCGUGGUGGUUCUCCUGGCUUCCAGCCUUGCCUAUUGCCUCCGUCACAACUCCCACUACAAGCUGAAGGAGAAGUUGUCCGGACUAGGGGGUGACCCCAGUGCAGAUGCCACUGAAGCCUACCAGGAGCUAUGCCGCCAGCGUAUGUCUGUCCGGCCACAGGAUCGGCCUGAGGGACCACACACGUCACGCAUCAACAGUGUCUCUUCCCAGUUCAGUGAUGGGCCAAUGCCUAGCCCUUCAGCUCGGAGCAGCACUUCAUCCUGGUCAGAGGAGCCCGUUCAGUCUAACAUGGACAUCUCUACAGGCCACAUGAUCCUGGCCUACAUGGAAGACCAUCUGAAAAACAAGAACCGACUGGAGAAGGAGUGGGAAGCACUGUGUGCCUACCAAGCAGAGCCCAACAGUUCACUUGUGGCCCAGAAAGAGGAGAAUGCAUCCAAGAACCGUUCGUUGGCUGUGCUGACCUAUGACCACUCCAGGAUCCUCCUGAAGUCACAGAACAGCCAUAGCAAUUCAGACUACAUCAAUGCCAGCCCCAUCAUGGACCACGAUCCACGGAACCCUGCGUACAUUGCCACCCAGGGCCCACUUCCUGCCACCGUGGCCGACUUCUGGCAGAUGGUGUGGGAGAGCGGCUGUGCAGUCAUUGUCAUGCUGACACCGCUCUCGGAGAACGGCGUCCGGCAGUGCCACCACUACUGGCCUGAUGAAGGCUCCAACCUCUACCAUGUUUACGAGGUCAAUCUAGUCUCUGAGCACAUCUGGUGCCAGGACUUCCUGGUGAGGAGCUUUUACCUGAAGAACCUGCAAACGAACGAGACUCGCACAGUGACCCAGUUCCACUUCCUGAGUUGGUAUGACCACGGAGUCCCUUCCUCUACAAGGUCGCUCCUGGAUUUUCGCAGAAAAGUAAACAAGUGCUACAGAGGCCGCUCUUGUCCAAUAAUUGUUCAUUGCAGUGACGGCGCGGGCAGGAGUGGAACCUACGUCCUGAUUGACAUGGUUCUCAAUAAGAUGGCCAAAGGUGCUAAAGAGAUUGAUAUCGCAGCGACCCUGGAGCACUUGAGGGACCAGAGACCAGGCAUGGUCCAGACAAAGGAGCAGUUUGAGUUUGCACUGACCGCCGUGGCUGAGGAGGUGAAUGCCAUCCUGAAAGCCCUUCCUCAGUAGGGCACUGAAGCUGGCGGGACCCUCCCACAAGUGCUACCAGGACCACAGCCGGGUGUCAUUCCUGCAUCUUCUGUGUAGUAACAGGGUCCGUCAGUCAGUGCAGGUGGCUAGUCAUGUGUGUUUGUGCUUAACGUAAUAGCAGAUGUAUGGAAAAACCUAGUUAAGAGGGAAGGACAGACCCAGCUUCUAAGUGCCACAGUCUUGACAAAGGUUCCUUUCCCGUAAAGCACACUUUCACAUUUUCACAUCAAUGACACAGUAGUUAGAAAUCCACCGUGGCCUCAGUGGGAGCAUGCUUACAUCUGUAAGUUGCUGGAGAAGGGGUGGAUGGGCCAGGACAGUCAGCAAGACACCUAUUGAGAACUACUAGGUGUAGAAAUGCAUUUGAGAGCUGUCUGUAAGACAGUCUCGUCAUCAGGAGAAAUCUCUGGGAAGAGAUCAGUGUCCUGCAUCCCUGGGACAUAUGACAAGAGUAUCAUCAUGUCAUUCUACCCACUCCUCCUGAUGGGCCCCCAGCACAGUCACUGACCAUGCCUGCCCCAUGUGGAUCCCUUACCCCUCUUGGAGUGUAGGCACUCGAUUGACUCCAAAAGCAGGGACCCACAUGUUAGCUUCACCCUUGUACCCUUGCAAAGCUAUAGAAAAGCCCAGCCCUGAAAUGCAUUUUUAAUAUUAAGAUUCUGGUUUCUGCAUUACAAGAACAGGUGCCCAUAGUAUGCUUUCCUUGAAGUUACAAAAGCAGAAUAAGUAUGGUAUUUAACAAGCUCCGAGGGUCUCCAGGAGUAAGUGCUCCCCAUCCUGCACCACCCAGGAAGUACCCCAAUGUUGCUAGCAUCAGAAAAAGUCUUUGAUGCUCCUACUCCUAGGAAGAAGACUAGGAAGCCCCUUUGGCUCUGCUUCCUCCACCCUCCCAGGUGACAAUGAAAUGCAUGCUCACUGGAUGAUCCAGAUUGCAGAAACAUUUGGGCAUUGCACUGCCCACCUCCCCACACGGAGGAAAGAAACCACUUUAGGGAGUGCAAGGCACUAGAACCCAGAGAGGUACAAGACAUUGCUAUAAGCACCAGUUUCUGGGGUUGAGUAUGAAAACACCUGUCUCCGGUGUCCCCAUUGCUUUUUCCCCUUAGCCUUGACAUUUCAAAUUGCAGUGUGGCAAGGAAGCAGGCUGCUCAGCGGGAAGCAAGGCCACAGUGUUGUCGUGUCUCAAGUUGUGCUGUAUACCUGCCUAACAUCUCCAACAUUUCUCUUCUGAGUCAUUUUCCCAUCUGUAAUUUAAAUAAUAAUUAAUAGAAAUGAAUUUAUCUGAAUAUAGGAAACAUAUACUUGAUUGUAACUUCUUAUGUUUAAAGAAAAUCCUCAGCGUGAUAUACAGAUAUAUUUAACUGUGUCAUAUUAAAACUUCUGAUUUCA
Chionomys nivalis (European snow vole) is the source of this 4575-nucleotide messenger RNA. RefSeq names its product protein tyrosine phosphatase receptor type N2 (gene Ptprn2). The transcript has 23 exons. Gene Ontology annotation, cellular component: secretory granule. Gene Ontology annotation, biological process: protein dephosphorylation. The record is from RefSeq and is a predicted model, not a curated record. Lineage: Eukaryota; Metazoa; Chordata; Mammalia; Rodentia; Cricetidae. The coding region runs from base 157 to 3165 and encodes 1002 amino acids. Gene Ontology annotation, molecular function: protein tyrosine phosphatase activity.